Messenger RNA from Leptosia nina, 1509 nucleotides. NCBI's taxonomy places the organism in Eukaryota, Metazoa, Arthropoda, Insecta, Lepidoptera, Pieridae. The record is from the annotation of a GenBank genome assembly.
AUGGACAAUUUCAUGGGCUGGGCCAAAAGACCAUCCUCGACGCCAACGAAUACUUUGCCUAUUUACACUGCACAAGCUGCACCGCGUGCUCAAAUCUCAUCUAUAGAUGAAGCGAGGAACGAGUUUCACCGAAACGGUAUCGACUCUCCCUAUGAACCAGAGGAGACACCUAGACCUAGCAGUAAGGACACUUCUAAUUGUAAACAUUUACAAACUAGGCUGCUAAUACUUUGUCCUUAUCAUACUGUCAGGACUGGUAAAAUACACAAGUACUCUUUGUUCGCAGACCUUACAGGGUUCGGUCCUCCACGGCAGUAUCUCAAACAGAUGUCGUGUCCAGUGGAACGCUUUGUAGAAUCCAAUCCAUAUCAAAACUUUCCUUCCACUGUCAACGACGUGACGACAUCAACAGCAACGCCGUUCUACCAAGCUCCCUCUUUUUCGCCAGAGCAGCAACAGAAUGUAUUCAAUCUAAACCAGGAGAAAGUGUAUUGGAACUUUCCACAGCCGAAUGAGUUCGUUCCCAGACAGGAUAUAUCUCGCUCAUACGCCCCGACCGUUGAAGAGAUUUAUUUGUAUAAUGAUACUCUGACAUCGCUUUGGAACACUGGGAGCAAUUCUGUACCCGUUGAUAAAAUAAAACCCUUUGAACCCGGGCACAACACAUAUGCACCAUUUGCAUGUGGCCUCGAUAGUCAGUCAUAUCCAGCUAAGUUAAGUACUCCAAACGUUCAGGAAUCACCAAUUCAAUUUAAGCCCAGCGGUACAGCUAUGACAUUUUUCGAACAGGAAUCUGUAAACGUUCCUAUACAAAACGAACCGUUGGUACCAAACACUACACCCGAGGCUAGCUUGAAAGAGAAUGAGGUUGAUCAAACUUCCAACGAUCCACCCAAGACCACUGAAGACCAAUCCGAGACGCCAAAGAGAAAAUCUUCUAUUGAAGGGUUGGACAUGUUUGAACAUUUGAAAAACAUGAACGUGGAUCUGAACAAUAUAACUCCAGAACAGCUCGAGGCCGCGUUACCAAUAAUCUAUUUAAUCAAGGGCCUUGAAAAUCAUUACAUGUUCCAGAAAAAGAAGUUACCGCAGUAUUGCAGAUUCUGUAGAAACAAUGGGGAGCGUGAAACUGUAUGUAAAUCCCAUGUUCUGCGCAUUGAGGGGCGUGUAACGUGUCCAAUCCUAAGGGCUUUGAAAUGUACCAAGUGCGGUGCCCAUGGCGACGAUGCACACACUAUUAAGUAUUGCCCACUAGCCACCCCCGAAGAACGUAAAGUAAGCACAAUGUUGAUGCAGAGCAGGCGACACUCGUCGGAGCGCCGUCGUAACCCUAGACCACUGUCUGGCGAGUUUCCACUAGAAUCGGCUAGGUUCGCGCCUACACAUUCCUACAGGGAAGUAUCAAGAGAUGCACCAAGAGAUGGCGCUGAUCGCAACUGUAACAAUAAUUUACAAUUACACCCUUUAUGGGCGGAAUUAGAACAUUACUUGGAACGCCAAACUGUCUAA